CCGUUAUAUUUAGGCGGCAGGUGUGGGAGCCACAACAAGUCGGGUGGCCCUCCUGGGCACCAGCCGUCGCGCCCACGUGAUGCCCGGGAGCUAUAAAUAGCUCCGGGCCGCGGGGCGCCCAGCAUCCCGGGGAGGCCGACGCGCCCCGAGCCCCGAGCUCCCAGCUCCGGGUCUCCGCCUCCGCGCCCUGCCCGGUCCGCGCACGGAUGGAGGCGGCGGCGGGACGCCUGCGCGCGCGCGCUUGAGCCGGGACGUUAGCCUGCUGCUGAGCGGCCUGGGAUUUAUGGAGAGGACCUCGGGGGGGCAGCUCUGAAUUCUGCCCGGGCCCAACAUCGCCGCGACGCCUGCUGCCGAGGGGGCCUGCGCGCCUCUGGCCCUCACCAUUGCCCUCGCCUGCCGAUGUUCCCUGCUGUCCGGCCCAGGGCCGGCUGUGCCGCCUGAGCCCCCGGGCGCCCUCCAGGACUCGCAGUACCCCGAUGGGGUAACGUGACAGAGGCCCUGUGUGUCAGAGCCGCCCGCCCCCGCGGCCGCCGCCCACCCCCACCGCUGGUCCAGUUCAAGUUCGGUUUUCCUUCGGCCCUUGAGGGUCUGGGGCCCGCCUUUGAGCGCAGGGGGCCGCUUGCCUGUCCACCGAUGCAGAGGGGGCGUCCCCAGAGGCAGGCAGUGCUGGACGGAGCCACGGCGGCCCAUUCGCUCCGGGCUUUUUAAAGUUUGCCUCGCUGGGUUUUUGGUUGCCCUUAUUUUUACUUUUGCUUCUCUGGGGCCCGUGUCUUUCCUUUGCUUUGUAAGGAGCUGGACUCUGCUACUCAGCCCUUCCGCCUCCGAGGUGUUUGCAAAGCAUCUGUGCGGCUGGGGCGGGUUUGCAAGGGGUUUUCUGUGUCUCGAUCAAGCCCAGGGAUCUCGGUCUCCUCGGGCUGUGGGGGGGGGGGCAGGUGGGGGCUUCUCCACUGCGGCCCCCAGCCCCGUGCGGCCCCUCCCUGGGCCCCGCCCGGUCCUCGGAGGAGCAUGGCCCGGAUGAACCGGCCGGCCCCUGUGGAGGUGAGUUACAAGCGGAUGCGCUUCCUGAUCACGCACAACCCCACCAACGCCACGCUCAGCACCUUCAUUGAGGACCUGAAGAAGUACGGGGCCACCACCGUGGUGCGGGUGUGCGAAGUGACCUACGACAAGGCCCCUCUGGAGAAGGACGGCAUCACCGUGGUGGACUGGCCGUUUGACGACGGGGCGCCCCCACCUGGCAAAGUGGUGGAGGACUGGCUGAGCCUACUGAAGGCCAAGUUCUGUGAUGACCCUGGCAGCUGUGUGGCCGUUCACUGCGUAGCCGGCCUGGGACGGGCUCCGGUCCUCGUGGCACUGGCUCUCAUCGAGAGCGGAAUGAAGUACGAAGACGCCAUCCAGUUCAUCCGACAAAAGCGGCGUGGAGCCAUCAACAGCAAGCAGCUCACCUACUUGGAAAAAUACCGGCCAAAGCAGAGACUGCGGUUCAAAGAACCACACGCACACAAGACCAAGUGCUGUGUCAUGUAGCCCAGGGCCUCUGAGCAGGGGCUCCGCUGCCGCCUCGCCUCCUCUCCCGGCACCUCGGCACCCCUGUGUCCCCUGGGCCCAGCUCGCCCUGCGUGCCCUCUGCCGUCUCGUCCCGUCUGGUCAUCCCUGUGUCUCCGUCUGCCCGUGUCCACCACUUUGCGGACCUGCCCUUCCCUUUGUCUCUAUGCCCUGCGUCUCUGCGUCUGGGCCCCGGAGCCCCGUCUCUCUCUGCGUCUCUGGGUGUCUCUGCCUCUCCCCGAGUCUGAUGUCUCGCUCUUCCUGGCUCUGUGCCUGCAGCUCUCUCUCUGUCUGAGGCUUAGCUGGGGCGCCCCGGCCCGGCCCUCCCACACUGUCCCCUGGGCAGCUUUCCUCUCAGGCUCAUUUGUUAGGGGGCAGGUGUAUUUUGUAGCCACUGGGCCUGACCCCUCCUCCAUCCUGACCUGUUCUUGGCACUUUCAGUUACUGGGUCUGGAGACUGUCAGAUGUCCUGGACACCAAAGGCAAUAAAAUGGGACUCUGUG
Acinonyx jubatus (cheetah) is the source of this 2048-nucleotide messenger RNA. It is a transcript of the gene PTP4A3, whose product is annotated as protein tyrosine phosphatase 4A3. Gene Ontology annotation, molecular function: protein tyrosine phosphatase activity. Bases 1006 to 1527 code for a protein of 173 amino acids. NCBI's taxonomy places the organism in Eukaryota, Metazoa, Chordata, Mammalia, Carnivora, Felidae. The record is from RefSeq and is a predicted model, not a curated record. The transcript is spliced from 6 exons. Gene Ontology annotation, biological process: protein dephosphorylation; endothelial cell migration. Gene Ontology annotation, cellular component: nucleus.